Molecule: messenger RNA, 1605 nt
Organism: Cetraspora pellucida
Lineage: Eukaryota; Fungi; Glomeromycota; Glomeromycetes; Diversisporales; Gigasporaceae
Source: the annotation of a GenBank genome assembly
AUGCCAUCAUGUGCUAGAUUAAAUAAUAGAAAAGAUAUUAAAAUAAAUGAAUAUAAUGCUCUUAAUAAUGUUUACAAUGAAAUAGAACUUGACAAUAAUGAAUGGAUAAAUGAUGUAUUAUCUGAUAAUAUAACAAGCGAAGAAUUUAAUGAAGAAGCUUCAAGUAAAGAUUCUAUUAGCGAUGAAGCUUUAAGCAAAGAUGAAGAUUCGAUUGAAGAAUUAAAUUAUGAAAAUUCAAGUGAAAUAUCUAAUAAUAGUGAAAUAAUAAGCGAAGAAUCUAAUGAUUGUAUAAUGAAUGAAGAGGGUCCUGAUAAAAUUGUUGAUAAGUCCUUAAGCAGAAAACAAAUGCUAUCAAUUAGCGGAGAGUUCACACCAUAUUUCAAUAAUAUUACGGAAACAUUAAUGUUUUGUUGGGUUGAAAAACACAAUAUAUGUGGUGUAUAUAUUCAAAUUGGAAAUUUCCUCUUUGAUAAAAGAAGGCAACUUAGAAAUCAUUUUGUGCUUGGGUUUGUUAUGUUUGGGGGCAAAUUUGAUGAAUUUAUUGAACCUUUUGUUGCUGAGAUGAAACAACUAGAGAAAGGAAAAAUAAUGGAUGUGGAAGGAAGUGAAUGCCUUGUAAUUGCAAGUCUUGGGGAUGUAACAGCAGAUUUGCCACAAGGCAAUGAUCUGGCUGGAGUUAAAAGACACGAGGCUACAAAAGGGUGUCAUACUUGUAAUGCAACAAAAGAUUCCUGGACAUCAGAUAAUAUCAAUUUGUCAUUGAUUUCUCAUUAUCACCAUAUUACAAACAUUCAAUUCGGUGAAAUUUCAGCAGCACCAACAAUUACAAGAUGUAAGGAAAUUGCUGCUGAAUGUGGAUUGCCAUUCAAGCAUUCAUUUUUAGAAAAUGAUUAUAUUAAGCUACGUGAAUGCUUAGAUAAUGAAAGAAAAUUAUUAUCACAGGCAUUUAAAGAUUUUGAAAAUCUACCAAAUUUACAUGUUAACUUUCAUUUGGUACAACAUGCCAGAAAUUAUGCAACUUUACUAAAUACUAGUGUUGGAAUGAAAGAAAUGGUUCAUCACAUUUUUAAGAAUAUAGUAACAAGAACAAAUCGAAAAAAUAUAGAUCUUGAUUUGUUAAAACAUUAUACUACAUUAUUUGCAAUACAUUAUUUAUUUGAUGGAGGUGUUGAUAGCUGCUUUUUUUCUUCAAAUAAUGCUUUAAUGAACUUUUCAUAUCACUUGAAACAACUAGUGAAUAAUUGGUUUAUCACUGAAAAAUUUUUUGAUACAAAUGAAAAUUUACAUGAAGAACUAAUAUUAGCAUAUCGAGAUAUGGAUUAUGAAUUGACGAUGUUUGAAGAUUCAUGUCAGUUUUAUGAAUACAUUUGUUUUUUAGUAGAAGAUAAUGAUACUAUCAUCCAAUAUCGCUUACAUGUCAGUGAGGUUGUGACAGUAAUAACUGAAAAUAAUAGUCAGAAUUUUGCAAUCCUAAAAUCAAUUUUUAGUCAUCAAAAAAGCAAUCAAUGUUUUGCUUUUAUUAUUGUUGACUGGUUUGAAAUUACUAAUCAAACAAAGGUAGGAUGUCCUAUAUACAAACUAAGAAUUGAAAAUGAAGGCCAAUGA